Molecule: messenger RNA, 417 nt
Organism: Microsporum canis CBS 113480
Lineage: Eukaryota; Fungi; Ascomycota; Eurotiomycetes; Onygenales; Arthrodermataceae
Product: ER-derived vesicles protein ERV14
Exons: 4
Coding region: 1-417 (138 amino acids)
Biological process (GO): endoplasmic reticulum to Golgi vesicle-mediated transport
Cellular component (GO): endoplasmic reticulum membrane; COPII-coated ER to Golgi transport vesicle
Source: RefSeq, a predicted model, not a curated record
AUGUCGGGAGAAGCAUGGCUAUACCUCCUAGCUGUCCUCAUCAAUGCGGUCAACCUCUUUCUGCAGGUCUUCUUCACGAUCAUGUAUAGCGAUCUAGAAUGCGACUAUAUCAACCCUAUCGAUCUAUGUAACCGCUUGAACGCCUAUAUCAUUCCUGAAGCUGCUGUCCAUGCCUUCUUAACCUUCCUGUUUAUUAUCAACGGCUACUGGCUCACAAUUGCACUCAACUUGCCCCUUCUAGCAUACAAUGCGAAGAAGAUAUUCGAAAAUCAACAUCUCCUCGAUGCUACAGAAAUUUUCCGAAAGUUGAACGUUCAUAAGAAGGAAUCAUUCAUCAAACUGGGUUUCCACCUAGUCAUGUUCUUUUUCUACCUUUACAGCAUGAUCGUUGCCCUCAUCCGAGACGAAACCAAUUGA